AUGUUUGGCCAUACCCCUUCCUUUUUCUUCUUUAUUCCCUCCUCCUACAUUCCACCAGAUUGUUCUUUGAAGAAGCAAGGCUACUAUCAUAUUUGGCCACAACAAACUUCCUUUUUCUUCUUUAUUCCCCUCCUCCUACAUUCAGAUUGUUCUUUGAAGAACUGUCUUUCAAGGCUAUCCUAUCAUGUUACAUGGCCAUACCAACUUCACUUCCUUUUCUUCUUUAUUCCCCUCCUCCUACAUUCCACCAGAUUGUUCUUUGAAGAACUGUCUUUGCAAGGCUAUCCUAUCAUGUUACAUGGCCAUACCAACUUCACUUCCUUUUCUUCUUUAUUUCCCCUCCUCCUACAUUCCACCAGAUUGUUCUUUGAAGAACUGUCUUUGCAAGGCUAUCCUAUCAUGUUACAUGGCCAUACCAACUUCACUUCCUUUUCUUCUUUAUUCCCCUCCUCCUACAUUCCACCAGAUUGUUCUUUGAAGAACUGUCUUUGCAAGGCUAUCCUAUCAUAUUACAUGGCCAUACCAACUUCACUUCCUUUUCUUCUUUAUUCCCCUCCUCCUACAUUCCACCAGAUUGUUCUUUGA
Messenger RNA from Acanthosepion pharaonis, 585 nucleotides. NCBI's taxonomy places the organism in Eukaryota, Metazoa, Mollusca, Cephalopoda, Sepiida, Sepiidae. The record is from the annotation of a GenBank genome assembly.